GUGUCUACCACAAUGACUUCCCCGCACGCCGCUUUUUCGCCAACACCCGGGGCCUUUACAUCACCGAGCCAAUGGAUGAAGAGACAGCUCGUGCCAAAGCUCGGAACUUGAUGGCUCUCGGCUUGGAGCCUCCGCGCUUCCACCUCUUCGCCCGGCUUGCACAGGACAGCUUACACAGCGACAGCGCCCGCCUGGAGCAG
Molecule: messenger RNA, 200 nt
Organism: Symbiodinium necroappetens
Lineage: Eukaryota; Dinophyceae; Suessiales; Symbiodiniaceae
Source: the annotation of a GenBank genome assembly